This is a messenger RNA of Mercenaria mercenaria, 7401 nucleotides long. Its product is annotated as four-jointed box protein 1-like. The coding region runs from base 2235 to 3839 and encodes 534 amino acids. NCBI's taxonomy places the organism in Eukaryota, Metazoa, Mollusca, Bivalvia, Venerida, Veneridae. The record is from RefSeq and is a predicted model, not a curated record. Gene Ontology annotation, biological process: cell-cell signaling. The transcript is spliced from 3 exons.
GCAACACUUUUGUAGUCUGGUGGAAAAGUCGAGAAAAAAAGUAGGUGGAAAGGAAUUUUUAAUUAUUUAUACACAAUAGAAGUGUCCCAGAAUGAAAAAUUGCCUCACGUCAUUUCACACAUAUUUCUUUUUGCGUAUUAUAAUAAAGCAUUUUUAUAGCUGUUAUUCCGAGAUAUCCAAUUUCAUUUAGAACGCAUUAAAGCAAGCUUUUUAACAUAUUCUUUUCUGAUUAUAUGGAGAUAAUUAGAUUUUAUGUUGUAAAUGGACGCAAGCGUUGUAGCUUUUAUAUCGAAUUAUUCACAAAUUUCUAAGUGAUGACUCUUAAAGGUGGACUUGACAAAUUUUUAUGGGCAUUUUAUGGAAAUUCGGAUGUUUAUGGAAAUUCGGACACUUUCUCUGUUAAACUCGGUGUUCUGCACCAACCAAACACUGGACAGGGCAGAUUUUAUUUGACAAUAUAAAAUGAAAUAUUUUGAAUGCCAAGAAUGUACCAAAAUUUAUAUAAAUGAAAAUAGACAUUCACAUUUGCUUUUCUAUCGGAAUUCAGAUAAUACUAAUUUGGUGUCGGAUUUACGUCAGAUUUAAAAAUAUGCAAAACCACUGAAUGUGAAACGAGUGAAUUGAGCAUUCAUCGGAGCGGAAGGCGCAAAUUCGGAAUAUGUUUGUCCUGGUCGCUUAGAUAGACAUCAAUUUUCCGCCUGUCACCUCCGACAAUGAAUCGACACUGAAUGACCGGCGAGCUAAAAGGACACAGAUCUGGCAGCCUAUAUCAGUGGUGUUAGAGAGGGAUAAAGUGACAAGUUCAUGUAUUACCAGCAUACAAUUUGAUUAAAACCGGAGAAAUACUGACCAGUCCGGCAGAGAGCACGAAUUUCUAUUAACGGACGCUGGGGACGUUAUUAAAACCCUUAAUAACAGUGAUUCUGACUGAAUAAAUUGGAAAUAUAUAGAAAGUGGAAAUUUAACAUAACAUUUCAAAGUGAAAAACUAUGUCUGUUUUAACAAUUGUUAAUAAUUGAAUCGGCAGACACGGUAGAACAGAAUCCUUUUAUUGUGUUAUAAAAUCUUUAAACCCAUACGUGAUAAACGAAAAAUGCAAUAACUGUCUCGCGGUUAUGUCAAUAGAUCAUUUUACAUGAAAUGGACGUUGAUUUUCGUAAGACAAGAAUGAUAACUAACACGGUAGUGUGAUCAGCAAACUGUAACGAAACAACGAUGAGAUAACUAUAGUUUAUGUUGACACCACUAAAUAAGAAAUAAUUUAAUUAAUACAGGGACAUCAACAAGGAAGGAGUGAAACAUUUUCCUAACAAUACAACUGGGGACCAUUCAGCCAGGGAGAUUAACCAAGAGAGGCUGAAUUAUUGCGGAAGAAAUUGGAAUUUUGGAGUGUUCAAUAAUUCUGGGGUUCAGUUGGACGAAACUCAGUCUGUGGUUAAGAAAUGUUGUAUGCAUAUGACGCUUGGAGCGCAUUUACGUAAAAGUAGAGUUUCACCAGAGUUACACGCUAAUUCUUAAAGACACUUUUUAGAAAACAUUGAAUGAAAUAUCUCAGUAUCUGUUGACAGUUCCGAUCGGUGGUAUUCAGCACUGAAACGUACGGAUCUUUAAUUAAAUACAGAGUUUAUUCUCGGAGCAAAUUGACGUAAUCGUUGGAUAUUUUCAAUACCUUAUGACAGUUAAAGAGAUCGCAAAACAUAAAUUUGAGUAUUAGGCGAAUAGCUAUUGCAAUUUCAUUACAAAGCAACAAAUUUCAAGUGCCCGGUAAGUGCUUACAGACGGCAUUGAAGUAAAAGGGGAUACGCCUCUAUCCAUUUUGCCAAUCAAUGUCACUAGUACACGGCGCCUCUGAAGAGUAUGCUAUAUCGAAUAGACUCAGUCACGUUUGAAUAGAAUCGCCAUAAUUCAUCCCAAGGUGAACUUUUUUGUAUAGAAAUCGGUGACAAUAAUUCUUAAUAGAAAUAAAUUGUGAAAAGAAGAAAUUAAUAAAUCGACUUGAUGGUUAUUGUACCAGCAAGGGCAAAAGAAGAAGAAAUUAAUUAAAUGUCCAUGAUCCAAUUAUAACUUCGCAUCUAAGAAUCGAGGAACGUAACGAGAGGGGAACUUUUCAACAGAAUAUCAAAAGUGUUAGAGUAGAAAAUAUUGUGAAAUAAGCUGCGGAAUUUCUACUGGACUAGGAUAUCUUAGGAUUAAAUCUUCGUUUUUUCGUGGAAAGCAGGAAAGAAGGAAAGAAAAUGAUGGAGAGAAGGUUUCGUUAUUUAUUCACUUUGUGUUUUAUUAUGGGUUUCCAAAUCCACAUGCCAGUGACGAUGUUUCCAGCGGAAUCGAGCAUGAGUAAAGUCAACCAAAAUACCAGUGAAUUAAAUGACCUAGUUUUAACUGAAAGCGAACUUAACGAAAAGUACACUCCAAAAAGUUAUGAUAAAGACCUGAAUGUCGUUGAAUACGUUCAAUUUCAUUCACGGAGCCGAGAACAUGUAAAAGCAGCCGGUGCAAUCGGCUCAGAAGCUAUUCAGCUGGAUCAGUUGAAUAAAAACACUAAUCAAGCAAGUCUGGUAGACCUACACGAUUUCAAUGAAGGUAUAAAAUUAAACGGAUUAGAACGGGAUUUAAGUACAGAUCGCAUUAAAUCUGCGAAAUCUGUAAUAAAUCGUCUUCCAGAGGAUUUACGAGCCGGCAAGUUAGAACAAAUUCAACAGAAACUUGCAAACCUAUCAGCUAAUCUGUUAACAAGGAAAAAUAUUUUGCCAGGCAACAAUAGACGACCAGUUGUCAAAGGGCGUGAAAUAAAUAAAGAUGGCGGAGAUAAAUAUAACAAUAACACUGUGAUAAAAUCAGAGCAAUCCCAAAGUACACACACUAACCUAAAUUGGAUCCUGGGUGAUAAAGUACCGAGUACUAGCAAAACCAGUAUGUCUGGUAUAUUGUGGCCAUCUGUGAUAGUUGAUAAAUGUCCUCAAGGUUUUCGAAAGGAAGAACAAGUUGCUUGGAAAAGAAAGGUGGAAAAUUUUGACAUUGUCAAAGUUGAAGCUGGUUGCGGAAGCAUGCAGAAUAGACUAAUAACAUUCAACGAUUCUACGAGAGCUUGCGUAAGAUACAGAAUGAACACGGAUCAACUGCAAGGAGAAAUCUAUUCAUACUACCUCAGUAAUCUUCUCGGUAUGCACUAUACCCCGCCCACUACUUUACAUAAAGUUGAGAAUUCACGACAAUGGCGGGAUGUUGGGGAAGACAUUAUUGCGGCCAAAUGGUCAGAAAACAAGCCCAUAAUCGUGACUAAAUGGAUUGAAUCCCUAGAGCCCGUUUAUAUGCCAGAUCAAAUGAAAGACAUGAAAAGAAAGUUACACCAAGAAAAUUACCAGUUAUAUGACAUGGCCGAUGGCGAUCUAUGUGAUUUAGUGCAAUGGACGGAUUUAAUUAUAUUUGAUUAUAUAUCGGCCAAUUUAGAUAGGGUAGUUAAUAACGUAUUUAAUUUAAAAUGGAACCAUAAAAUGUUAGAAAAGCCUAUACAUAAUCUUGAAAAGUCGAAGCGAACCGGUCAGUUUGUUUUUGUUGACAACGAGUCAGGACUUUUUCAUGGAUAUAGGCUCUUAGAAACGUACGGCGAAUAUCACAAGGCUCUCUUGGAUAAAGUCUGUAUUUUCCGUCCGUCAACUGCACAAGCAAUAGAGACACUUUAUGCUAAAGGUGAUGCAGGUCUCAGGGUACAGCAGUUAUACGAAGACAGCGAACAGUUGCACGGACAUUUACCAAGGAUGCACGCCAAAAAUAUGCAAAUGUUACAAUCACGAAUUAAUGAUGUUUAUAAACAUAUGCAGCUAUGUCGACAUAUAAGUUGAAAUAAAACAUACGGUUAUAUACAAUGAUGAAAAAAAGUCAUGUCAUUUUCCCCCUCAUAAAAUGAUCGCAGUCAUUUACUCAGUUCAGACACUUUCCCGUUGAAUAACUUUGUAUCUAAAAGAUACAAUCUGAUAUACUUAUCAAAUACAGAUAUAAAUUUGCGUCAUAGCAAUACAAAAUAAAAUGUAUUGAUAAUCGUAUGCAAAUGAAAGAGAAGAUAAAUCUUCAAAUAAUAACAUUUUAUAUUGAAAAACGUUGCAAUUUCAUUGAUAUGAUGAAGAAAACGACAGUGUCAUGGCAACGCAUCGAACAUCAAAGACGGAAUAUCUAAUCAAAGGAUAUGAAACGUCCAGCCAAGCAGAAAACUUGAUGACAAUAGAAACUCAUCUUUCAACAAGUAAAAGAGCUGUUCAUCACGAUCAGGCGUUGGUCCAAGAUGUAAAGAAAAAAUUGAAGACAAAUUAGAGAACAUUGUGAAGAAAGCAUGUCACUCUAGGAUGAGCGAAUGUCUUUGAUGACGGAGAAUACCAAACUUUUAGAAGCUUGAAAGAAGUGCGGAAGUUCAAAAUUCAGGGCAUUUUUACGUAAACGGACAUUUUAUGGUGCAAUUUCGAAACACACGUAAUGGCGUGAACUGUAUUUAAAUUUGUAGCAUUUGGUUAUAAAGAAAUAACUGUUUGAAAUAGAUUUAUGGGCGUUUAGCUCAAGGUACACACUAUUUGCAUUAUAGACACAUUGUUUAUUAAUGCGAUCAGUUGAAAGCGCACCGUAAAUUGCAUUUUAAAGACACGUUGUUAAUUAAAUGUGUGUACUUUAAAAUGCAUUAUGAUUGUAAUUUAUAGGAAUCAGUGGCUUAAGCUCGUUUAAUUUGUCGGGCAUUUGUAACCACUGUUUCUAAGUGUUCUUGACCCCUAGAUGUCGUUUUGCAGACGUCUACUCUAAUCUACGACAGUCGUUACGUUAUGAGUCAUCUUAUCUUGAAGUACCAUUGUUUGUUUUAUUAGGAAAUAGUUUCACUUUUAUGUAUGUUUAUAACAAUUGGCAACGAAAUAAGUAUACCCUUUAAGUCAUUUCUCAAGAAAAUUUGAUCGUCUUUUCUUUAACGUGACACCGAAGCUCGAGCAGGCUAGUACAUGUACAUGAAACCCGCGUAGUAAUCCAUUAACCAUUUCAGCUCUAUUUCCUCAUUGUGUAAGGUCGCAUAAUUUGCAUAAAGUCCUUAUCAACCAUCAUAGUUUCUGAAUAAUCAAUCUUUGCAAGAAAAAAAAUAACGUGCAGGUGAAAUAAAUGAAUUACGCUAACAACGUUUAAUGAUGACAUAUCGAUAUAAAGACGUUACGUUGUGAUUAUACAAACAUUUUAAGCAUCCGAGUUGAUCAAACGGUUUGAAACGGGGAAAUAUUUUUUUUAUAAUUCACGGUCUGGGAUUUUAUGUAUUAUGAUCAAUCUCAAGUUUUAUGUAAGUUUAAUUUGUCAAAGUACACACAAAGAAAAGCAGCGUUGUUUGGAUUCUGACCUCGGGGUUAACCAGUCAUUUGACGUGCAUCAGUAAGCACCUUAUAUUUUUAUUGAUCACUUGAAUUGUUGGUGCGACAAAAGGGAAAAUAAAUUAAAAAUAUAUAAAUGGUUUAACAAUAACGUUGUGUUUUAUUGUACAUGCGUUUUCAACAGCUGUUGUAUUUAAUUGAAGUACACGAAUAUAAAGUGGUUUUCGAUUUUGAACCAAGUAUUUAAUAUUGUUUGUUGAUUUACCUUUUGUAGUUUUAAGCAGGAUCUCUAUGGAAUUGUGCAUUGUAUUUCCAACAAGAACUAACUUAUUCUCCAAGUGUGAACGUGACAACUUCUUCACAUGUAUAAGACAUAGGAGACUAAUUGGUCAUAACAGUAUAAUGCUCAUAGGCAUCAAACUUACGACCGUUUGAUAGAAAAGACUCGUUCUUUCGUAAUGAGCUUACCGAUGGUAGUAGUGGGACCAAGUUUUGUUGGGAUAGGAGGCCUUGGAUACUGUUCAGCUGCACAUAUCAUUAACGUUUGUUUACUUAAAUUUGCAAGAUAGUUUCUCAUCAAUACAAAUACAAACUGUAUCAAUAUAAAGGCCAAUGCAUAUCACAGUCAAUGUAGAUCACUGUCAAUGCAUAUCACAGCCAAAAACUAUCACAGUAAAAGCAUCACAGUCAAGUCAAUGAAUAUCACGGACAAUAAAUAUCAGAGUCAGUGCAUAUCACAGUCAAUGUAUAUCACUGUCAAUGCAUAUCACAGUCAAUGCAUAUCACAGCCACUGCAUAUCACAGUCAGUACACAUCACAGUCAAUUCAUAUCACAGUCAGUGCAUGAUAUCACAGCCACUGCAUAUCACAGUCAGUACACAUCACAGUCAAUUCAUAUCACAGUCAGUACACAUCACAGUCAAUUCAUAUCACAAUCAGUGCAUAUCACAGUCAAUACAUAUUACAGUCGGUGCAAUCAAAACAUACCACAGUCAAUUCAGUCAGUAGAUAUCACAGUUAACACACGUUACAGUCAACACAUAUCACAGCCAACACAUAUCACAGUCAGUUCAUAUUACAGUAUAGAAUAAGGGAUAAUUUUUAUAUCUUAGCGUUGUGUAGUUUUAUAUUUUUCGACUUAAGAUUGAUACAUAUAUGUAUUAAACAAACAAAGAAAUGAUCAUCAUACUCUGUUACUUGUUCAUUGUAAAAGUUGUCUCGGUAUAAAAUCAUUUAGAAAUAUCAAUUGUUUUUUGUUCAAAAGUCAAAAUAUCAUUCUCCGACAUAUGAGCAUAAAAGUAAAUCUAUAUGUACCAAUCUCAUGUAUUUUAAUGAUCUAUAGAAAUGUAUUGUGCCUCACUGCCCAUACAAACACAAACAAAGAGACACUUGGGUAGUAAGAUAACGAUAAAUAAUGACAGUAAAAUCGCAAUUCAUGCUAUCUCCUGGGUUUUGUUUUGAUCAGAUAAGCAUGCAUAUUGCUGAUGGAAUUAUAUGAAUCAACAUAAGAGCCGCGCCACGAGAAAACCAACAUAGUGCGUUUGCGACCAGCAUGGAUCCAGACCAGUCUGCGCAUCCGCGCAGUCUGGUCAGGAUCCAUACUGUUCGCUAACAGUUUCUCUAAUUCCAUUAGGCUAUGAAAGCGAACAGCAUGGAUCCUGACCAGACUGCGCGGAUGCGCUGGCUGGUCUUGAUCCAUGCUGGUCGCAAACGCACUAUGUUGGUUUUCUCAUGGCACGGCUCAAUUAUGAGGUCGUUAUUAUUUAUAUUAGAUGUACCCUUUUGAACUAAGGUAAGGGUUAUCCGGGGUGAAAAAUAAUGUUUGUUCUUCAUAAAAGGUGAACAAAUACCAUAUGUCUGAGUAGAAAAUUAUUGAAAUAAAUUUCGGAAUAAAUCAUCGUAAUUGUACAAUAAGGACUCGCGUGAACAACGGGUAUGUAGUUAUAUAAAAGAAUAUCUUUAUAUAAAAUAUUUAGAUUGUGCAAUAUAUUUGUUAUUUAAUCGUCCUCUGCAAUUUUAUGGAUGUCUACAUGUGAAAUAAUGAAAUAAAAGCUAAUAAAUUUUAUUAAAUGUU